AGAAACCACCGGCCACCUCUCCGCCCUCCGCCACCACCAAUGGCCCUCCUUCUACCUCGUGUCAACAGAACCUCCCUCCUCCGCCUCUCACUCCGCCGCAUCUCCACCACCACCGUUGUCCGAGACCCUUCACCCUCGGCCCCAUCCCAAACUGUUCCAGCCCCACCACCAAAAUCCCCACGGACCCGAACCCCACUGGAAAAACAAUUCGACACAUGGCUCCAAGCCCUCAAGCCCGGGUUCACUCAAUCCGACGUCGUCGAUGCCCUCCGUUCUCAACCCGACCCGGACCUCGCCCUCGACAUUUUCCGGUGGACGGCCCAGCAGCGGCACUACAAGCACAACCACCUCACCUACCUCUCAAUGAUCGAAAUCGCGGUCUCUGGUAAGCGUUACCGCGUCGCCGAGACUUUAAUCGAAGAAGUGAUCGCCGGCGCGUGCCCUCCAAGCCUCCCCUUGUUUAACACUAUGAUCAAGUUCUGUUGUGGCCGGAAAUUCUUGUUUAAUCGGGCCUUCGAUAUCUACAAGAAAAUGGUGAAAUCCGAGGAUGCUAAGCCGAGUCUGGAGACUUAUGCGUUGCUUUUGAAUUCGCUUCUGAGGAAAUUUGAUAAGUUGAAUGUGUGUUAUGUUUAUUUGCAUGCUGUUAGAUCAUUAGCUAAGCAAAUGAAGGCUUCUGGGAUUAUUCCCGACGCUUUUGUUCUGAAUAUGAUCAUCAAAGCUUACUCAAAAUGUCUUGAAAUGGAUGAGGCCAUUCGGGUUUUUCGGGAGAUGGGAUUGUAUAAUUGUGAGCCAAAUGCGUAUACUUAUAGUUAUUUGGCAAAAGGGUUGUGCGAGAAGGGUAGGGUGAACCAAGGAUUGGUAUUCUAUAAGGAGAUGAGAGGAAAAGGGUUGGUGCCGAAAGGAAGUACUUAUUUGAUCUUGAUUUGUAGUCUUUCAAUGGACAGGAGGUUUCAAGAUGCGAUCGACAUUGCAUUUGACAUGUUGGGAAGCUCCAUGUCACCUGAUUUGCUGACUUAUAAGACGUUGUUGGAAGAAAUGUGUAGGGAUGGAAGGGGUGAUGAUGCAUUCGAACUUCUUGAAGAGUUCAGGAAACGAGACAGUUUUAUGAAUGAGAAGACUUACAACACUUUGUUGAAUGGGUUGCACUUCCUAAGUCGAGAUCUUUAGUUGCUUUGAUUUCUCUUACGGUCUUUUAAACAUGAAUACACAUUGUUUGAGAUAAUAUCCAACGACUGAAAUCACAUAGAUAUUCUAUUCAUAUUGAUGGUUGGAUAGGCUGAGUUUCCAAGUGUCAUAUGAAGUGCUUUUCGCUUUGUGGAGUUGGAUUUUUAUGAAACUAGUGACUGCACUACUGAUUCCUCCUUCAAGCAGCGGAACAAAUAUUGGACAAGUAUCGGUUUGCUUCCUUAAUACGGGGAGUUUAGUGUCUUCUAAUUAAAGCCUCAUUCAUUUCACUGCAAGCAUCUGAAAGAAAGGUCCAUACUAGAUUCAUCUGUUAUCAGAUGCUGUGUGUUCUUAUCAGUGGCUCGGUUUUACAUUUUGAUGUUCUUCUAUGCAAUUAUGUCUGGUGUUCUGAUUCUACGGUGGCUGCUAUAAUGGUGACAAAGACCAUAGCUAUUGUUGCAUCUUGAUAUUCUUGUUUAUAUGAGGUGUACCAGAGGAUAUCUUCGUGGAAUAAAAGCCUUGCCCCAGACAGCACCCUUCUCCGAGUUAUUACUAAUGCAAGGUAUGUGCUGGUUUCUCCCGGUGUUGAGCAACGGAUCGGGUAUUAUUAAUAUGUGUCUUUGUAAGCUGUUUCACUGGCAUUUGUCGGGUUUCUUGCAAAGUCAAAUGAAGAUCCCUGCCUUUAGUAGUGUAUGUUUGUGAGGAAUGUGUAAUGAAUUCUUGUAAACACUGAUGUUGUAUUUAUA
This is a messenger RNA of Sesamum indicum (sesame), 1910 nucleotides long. Its product is annotated as Tetratricopeptide repeat (TPR)-like superfamily protein. The record is from RefSeq and is a predicted model, not a curated record. NCBI's taxonomy places the organism in Eukaryota, Viridiplantae, Streptophyta, Magnoliopsida, Lamiales, Pedaliaceae. Gene Ontology annotation, molecular function: protein binding; mRNA binding.